This is a messenger RNA of Sorex fumeus (smoky shrew), 1527 nucleotides long. RefSeq names its product interleukin 17 receptor E (gene IL17RE). The coding region runs from base 1 to 1527 and encodes 508 amino acids. Gene Ontology annotation, molecular function: interleukin-17 receptor activity. NCBI's taxonomy places the organism in Eukaryota, Metazoa, Chordata, Mammalia, Eulipotyphla, Soricidae. The transcript is spliced from 13 exons. The record is from RefSeq and is a predicted model, not a curated record.
AUGGGGAGUCCCCUCCCGGCUGGCCAGCUGCUGCUGCUGCUGCUGCUGCUGUCCACAGACCUCUCCGCCUCUGCGGGCGUCUGCUGUCCUCCCCCAGCCCGCCGCCUGGACCGCAGUGUCUCAGGACCUGCGUUCUCCUUUGAGCUGCUGCCUGAGGCCCGGGUCAUCCGAGUGACUGUCCCCCCGGGCCCCGAGGUCAGCGUGCGGCUCUGUCACCAGUGGGCCCUGGAAUGUGAGGAGCUGAGCCGUCCCUUCCACGCCCAGAAGGUCGUAUCUGGGGGUCGCGCUGUGGAGCUGCCGUAUGAAUUCCUCCUGCCCUGUCUGUGCGUGGAGGCAUCCUUUCUUCAAGAGGACACAGUGAGGCGCAAAAAAUGUCCCUUCCAGAGCUGGCCUGGAGCCUAUGGCCCCGACUUCUGGGCUUCCAUGGACUUCACCGACCACAGCCAGCACACGCAGAUGGUCCUGUCGUCCGCGCCCCGCUGCCCCCUCCAGCUCCAGGCCUCCCUGUGCCAGCGGCGUGAGCAGGGCGCUCCCUGCCAGGACCUCCCCAAUGCCACCGCUCACGAGUCAGAUGGGUGGUAUGUCCUGGAGAAGGUGGACCUGCACCCCCACCUCUGCUUCAAGUUUUCCUUUAGAAACACCAGCCACGUCGAGUGCCCGCACCGACCCGGUGAGCAAACGUCCUGGAGCGUGAGCCUAGAGACUCGGGCCCGGCGGCUGGUUCUGCGCUUCUUGUCCAGGGUCCCGGCCACCUUCAGUGCCACGGGGCUGCCACGGGACAGCCUGGCGCUCCCGGUGUACAGCGUCACCCAGACACGCUCCAGCCCAGUCCCUCUGGACUUAGUCAUCCCCUUCCCGGUGCCAGGCGGCUGCGUCCUGGUAUGGAGGUCAGAUGUCCAAUUCUCCUGGAAGCACGUCUUGUGUCUGGAGGUUGCUCACAGACACGGGGGGCUCUUGAUCCUGGCGCUGUUGGCCUUCGUCGUCCUCCUGGGCCUUCUUUCAGUCCUCAGCCGCCGGCGCUCAUUCUCGGGCCCCGGCGGCGCGCGGCCGGUGCUGCUCCUGCACGCGGCGGACUCGGAGGCGCAGCGGCGCCUGGUGGCGGCCCUGGCCGAGCUGCUGCGGGCGGCGCUGGGCGGCGCGCGCGACGUGAUCGUGGACGUGUGGGACGCGCGGCGCGUGGCGCGCCUGGGGCCGCUGCCGUGGCUGUGGGCGGCGCGGGCGCGCGUGCGGCGGGAGCGGGGCGCGGUGCUGCUCCUGUGCAGCCGCCGCCGCGCGCCCCGCGCCGCGCUCUGCGCCCCGCCGCGCCCCGCGCCGCUGCUCGCCUACUUCGGCCGCCUGGGCGCGCCCCGCCGCCUCCCCGCGCCCCUGCGCGCGCUGCCGCGCUUCCGCCUGCUGCGGGACCUGCCCCGCCUGCUGCGCGCGCUGGGCGCGGGGCCCGCCGCCCGCCGCCCCCCGCGCGCGCCCCUGCAGCGGUGCCGCCGCCUGGAACGCGAGGCCGCGCGGGGGGCCGCCCGGGGGACCUGCUGA